GAACGAAACAUAUUUUAAUUUUUAAUCAGGAGAAUCGAUUCUCAAAUUCAUAUAUUAUUAAAUAUAAUAAUAUGCAAACUACUUAAAAAAAAAAAAAUAUAUUAUGUAAUCAACAGUUCUUCGGUGGUAUUAAAUGUUCAAUCAUUGACGGCAACCAACCAGAUUAGUGAUGUAUUCAGAUAAUAAUGUAACUAUUUUGGAUUCUUUUGACACCACUUAUCCAGCCGAUACAGUGGAAUGGUGUCCAAUUGAAAAAUACCAUCAUAUAUUCGUAUGUGGUACAUACAAACUUAACGAGGAAAGUAAAACUAAAACGGGAGCUAUAAACUUGUUCACUUUAGAAAAUCAAUCUACAAUUAAGUUAAUCCAGUGUUUGUCUGAAGAUGCAGUAUUAGAUUUGAAAUGGAACAAUUGUUUAUAUUCUGGAAAAAUAUUGCUAGCUGCUGCAUUGUCGGGAAACCAUAUAAGCGUUUACAGUUUAGAUGAACAAGAAAUGAACCCAUGCUUGAAUAUUUUCACCAGUUUUGAUCUUCCAAAAACUUGUGGCGAGUCCCAUAUGAGUUUAUCGAUCGCAUGGUCCAAUUCAAAUACAAAUGGGUUAUUUCAAUUAGCGUUUAGUGACUCUAAUGGGUUUAUCACAUUAGUUAAUUUAAGUGAUGGAAUACUGCGUAGUUUCAAGGCACACGAUUAUGAAUCGUGGAUAGUUGCAUACGAUUUUUGGAAUCACAAUAUCCUGUACACAGGUGGUGAUGAUUGUAAGUUUAAAUGUUACGACCAACGUACAGAUUUCGAUAAACCUGUAUUUGUUAACAGUGAACACGAGCAAGGAGUUACGACGUGCACAGCCAAUAUGGUCAGGGAAAAUAUUUUAACUACGGGAAGCUAUGAUGAAACUGUCAGAUUAUGGGAUACACGUAAUAUGAAACAUAGUUAUUCCAAUACCAAAGUCGGCGGAGGUAUUUGGAGACUAAAGUGGGAACCUUUGAAGCAAGAAUUUUUGUUGAGCGCGUCAAUGUUUAACGCAGCUCACAUAAUUGACACAUCGGAGAAAUUAGCCAAUAUUAGUACAUCGUUUGGUGAAAAAGAAACCAGGCUAUUCUACGGAGCAGAUUGGUGUCAUAUGAACGUUGAAAAAGCAGCCGAAUUUCCAAAAAAAAAUUGUAGAAUAAUUGCUACUUGUUCAUUUUAUGAUCAUACAUUAGAUUUAUUUUUAGUUGACGAUUUAGACAUGAAAAAUAAAAAAACAUGAGCAUAACCAAGGUAUAUUUUGUUAUAUGAUUAGUUUAUAAAAUAAGUACUAUAUUUUAUUGUAAGCAAAGAAAAUAAAUGUAAUACAUCUUAUAUUAGAUUUAAUGCUCAAAACUUCAAAACAAAAUGAUUUAAAACUUCUACAAGUUAUGUAUAAUGUUAAUAAAAUUAAAAUUGUAGAAGUAAUAUUAAUACAAAAUAAAUUUUCCAAUUUUUUACACGUCUUAAUAGCUAAAGGAAUUCAUCACACCAGGCUUUAAGACAAGCGUGACAAUCUUUUGCUUGUUUUGAAUUUGCUUUAAUUAAAUCUUUUAACCAAUCACAAAAUAAUUCUUCAUCCAUCUGUAGAAGUAGAAACUGGCCCAAAACAUUGUAUGCCUGCAAGAUAAAUAAAAAAUAUCACUAGUUGAAUUAAAAAUUAAUAAUCACAAUGAUAAAACAAAACAAAAACCAUUAUGGUUAAAAAAAUAUUAAAACGUAAAUUAUCUCAUAUGUUCUACUUUAAU
Adelges cooleyi (spruce gall adelgid) is the source of this 1754-nucleotide messenger RNA. Its product is annotated as diphthine methyltransferase. Lineage: Eukaryota; Metazoa; Arthropoda; Insecta; Hemiptera; Adelgidae. Gene Ontology annotation, molecular function: protein binding. The coding region runs from base 170 to 1249 and encodes 359 amino acids. The transcript has 5 exons. The record is from RefSeq and is a predicted model, not a curated record.